Messenger RNA from Sphaerulina musiva SO2202, 3071 nucleotides. RefSeq lists its product as uncharacterized. Bases 652 to 2043 code for a protein of 463 amino acids. The transcript has 13 exons. Lineage: Eukaryota; Fungi; Ascomycota; Dothideomycetes; Mycosphaerellales; Mycosphaerellaceae. The record is from RefSeq and is a predicted model, not a curated record.
GGGCUCUCUCUCUCCACUUUCUCGAGUCUCUAGUAAUCACUACGAACUAUACGUACACUUAUACGUACUAUUUCCAGUAGGCCGGUAGCUGCGGCCCAAGGAUGUGGCCCCCGCAGCCGCUUGCUUUCUUGUUCUGCUAGGCUGCCAAUGAACCCUCAGGCUCCCAAGCACCAAAGAAUAAGUUUCACUUUUUUGCCGACAUCGCCUUUUUGAAUCGCAAGGAUCCCUCUACUAGCAGAUUGCAUAGGAUGUUGGGGUGGAAUUGUGCUCACAGUAUAACUGAGCAUCGACGGCUUUAUCACAGUGUCCACUGUCCAGCAUGGGGAGCUUUCCAGGGGGCUAGACAACAUGUUCGUCCCACUUGUGCCGGGUUUCUCAACAUGCUCAUCAUUGUUGAAAGCCAAGAGAGCUACAGCCUCUCCUCUAUCUCAUCAAUGGCAACCAUAUGUUGCUGCUGCUCCUGAGACACAAAAACAGCCAUCCUUCUCCUACCCCCGCCCAUCGUAUUACAUCCUCCACGACGCCAUCUGUGACGCCUCUUCCUGUUGACUGCCUGGUCCAUUCUGUCCACCUCGCACCCAACGCCUCCUCUAAGACCGAUACCACGUUGAUUGACCUUACGACGUCUGUGGAACCGCGCAGACGUGCACGAUGCGGCCCUUUUGGACUUUGAUCGGCUUGCUGGGUGGAGUCAUGCUAUCGGCAGCGACUCCAUCAGAGCUCACAAUCCGAUAUGCAGAGGCUCUUGCUGCUGGUGAUGGAUCUGCCUCGCAGGAAUUGGUCGAUCCACAGGCAAAGAAGGCGGCUGCUCUCAAGUUAUUGGCAACCAUGCCAAAGUGCGGGUUGGUCUGCAUUGAAGAAGCAGUCGCGGCUUCGCCCUGCUCAUUCGAUGACACGCCUUGCAUCUGCAGCAAUACCACCAUAUCUGGUGAAGUGGCCAUGUGCAUGGCGGGCAGCUGCACAGUCAAGCAGACCCUCUCCACGAAGAACAUCUCAGACACCAUCUGCGAACAACCGAUCCGCGAUAAGUCUGACCUGGCCUAUGGCUCUGGCGUAGGAGGUGUCAUCUUUGCUAUUGUGGCGUGGGGUGUCCGGAUGAUUUCCAAGAUACACAUACAGAUCGGAGGCGAUCCAGUGAUCUCGCAUGAGCUGUGGUGGGACGACGCUGCGGUAACCAUCUCCCUGCUCUUCGUGAUCGGGUUUAGCAUCAUCUCAGUGCCAUUGACACGGCUUGGAUACGGAAGAGAUGUCUGGACAGUUCCCUUUCGGAACCUCAGCCCUAUGGUAAAGUUGAUGUGGGCGGACGAAAUCAUCUACGUGUUCGGACUCGGACUGGUGAAGAUUUCACUCCUGUUAACCUACUUGCGCUUCUUCUCCUCUGAUAAAUUCCGGCAAAUCACCUAUAUCGUAAUUGGGAUGAACGUGAUGUACGUCAUCUGCUACUUCAUUGUGGUGAUGUGCCAAUGUCGGCCAAUGUCGUACACCUGGACUCAGUGGGAUGGAGAGCACGAGGGAACGUGCCUGCCCAUCAAUCCCAUAGUCUGGUCUGCUGCCAUCAUCAACAUCUUUCUCGACUUCCUGGUACUUGGGCUACCAAUAGCCCAGCUAUGGAAGAUGAAUCUCAAUACCCGGAAGAAGCUCCUGGUGAUGCUCAUGUUCGGAAUGGGUUUCUUUGUCACCAUCACUAGUAUCCUGCGUCUGCGUGCCAUUGUUGGCUAUGGAAAGAACGGCAACUUCACUUAUGUUAGAGUCGAACCAGGACUCUGGUCCAAGCUGGAACUCCAGCUUUCGAUCGUGUGCGCUUGCAUGCCCGCGAUUCGCCAGGUGAUCCGUCGCUUCUCGCCGAGAUUGAUAGGAAGCACGCAAGGCUCGGCCUCUGCCACUGGCGUCAGCACGACCCAAUUAUCUGGUCGCACCAUCGCCAUUUCUCAGGAUGUCGGAAAGAGCACUGAUACGGAGCACUUUGUACCACUUAAAGAGUUGCGUCCAUCAGAGUCGAAGUCGCACCAUUCUGCUACGGUCUCGGAAACUGCGAAAAUGUGAUGCACAUGCCUUGCUGUGUCCUUGGGGGCCAGAGGGCAGGUUGACGCGGUGAGAUUGCAUACCCCAGGUACUAACUUGCGAGAUCGCGCUGAUGAUGGUUCCGUCCAGAUCUGCAGCUCAGAGACGGCAUGAGGGACGAGGCACAGGGUAGCCAUAAUCGUUUGCAAAGAGUAGGCUCAGCGGAGAGAGCCCGCCGGCGGCAGAGGCAUGCAUAACUUCCCAGGGCUGGAUCCCGAACGUACUCCUGAGAGUUCGAUGUUGGUCUACGGUUCACAGGGCUUCUGUUUCAUGUCCUGACAUCCAUGUCUGCCAACCCGAUGCUCCCCUGAACCUUAACAUUACAGGCAUUCUCAACUCAGACAUAGACCCGAAGCGGCCGACCAUCGUGCGAACUGGAGAUAUCUCAUUGAAUGAGUGCCGGUUCAUGGUUCUCCUUAUAGGGAGAUCCUAAAGGAGGAUGGUAUGAGUGGCGUACUCGGGGUGUUUGAUUGCUGGGUGCCAUAAUUGAACACCGCUAGCUUCCAGAUUCCAGAUCUAUCAAGCUGCACUUCAGAUGUCGUCUCAUGGCGAAUGUGGAGAUAGUCUUGUCGCUCUUGUGGACCGCCAUAUAUAUAUACUUAUAUAUGAGAUAUAUCAGAACUCAGUUGCGUCACCCGGCGCCGCCCCGUUCCAAUGGUCCAGAGUGUCCGUGCAUCUCAGUUGCGUGCGUUCGAUCUUCGUGGUCUUGAAAGCGAGUAGUUUGGAGCUGACGGGGAACUGGGUGCGAGUCGUGGCGGGGCAACAUGGCCAACGAUUGUAGACGCUGGACAGAAGCUCUUCCAUGCUCCCGCUUGCUUGCUUUCGACUCCAAGCAGCCGAUUCGGACUCAUGCCUCGAAAGGUGUCUUUCGCAGCGCAUUGUCCCCAUUGCCCAGGCCACCAGACAUGUCCCGAUCUGUCUCGUGCUUUGAUGAGCCAGUGAUGGUGCGAUUGGACGUAUCGUUCCAGAGGCCUGUCUGCUCCAGCACAUGUAGAUCCAUCACAUUCCCU